AUGACCGCGUCGCCGACCAUUUUCCCACGUGUGGGCUAUAGUAUAAUUUCUUUCCUCAUGUUCAUUAACACAAUUGUAUCCGUUUUUAAUAAUUCUCUUGUGAUUGCCGUGAUGGCGAAGACCCCUACUUUGCUCAGCCCUAUGAACGCUAUUGUCUUGGGUCUUUCCGUGUCAGACCUCAUGAUUGCUCUUUGUGGUUCGCUAAUCGUCACCAUGACCAAUUAUCGUGGGUAUUUCUUUCUUGGGGACGGAGUCUGUAUUUUUCAAGGAUUUGCAGUCAAUUAUUUUGGUCUGGUGUCCCUCUGCACCCUGGCACUGCUGGCCUACGAGCGCUACAACGUGGUGUGCCGGCCCCAGGCGGGCUUCAAGCUCACCAUGCGGCGGAGCAGACUGGGCCUGCUCUUCGUCUGGGGCUUCUGCCUGUUCUGGGCCGUGGCUCCGCUGCUGGGCUGGAGCUCCUACGGCCCCGAGGGAGUGCAGACCUCCUGCUCCCUGGGCUGGGAGGAGCGGUCCUGGAGCAACUACAGCUACCUCAUCAUGUACACGCUGCUGUGCUUCAUCGGGCCGGUGACCGUCAUCAUCUACUGCUACACCAAAGUGCUCGGCUCCAUGAGAAAGCUGAACCGCAGCGUCGAGCUCCAGGGCGGGCGUCCGAGCGCGGAGGAGAACGAGCGAGCCAUCCGCACGGUGUUCUUCAUGAUCACGGCCUUCUUCGUGUGCUGGCUGCCCUACACCGUGCUGUCGGUGGUGGUGGUGGUGGCGCCGGGCGUCCGCAUCCCCCCGCUGGUCGCCACCAUGCCCAUGUACUUCGCCAAGACCAGCCCCAUCUACAACCCCCUCAUCUACUUCCUGUCCAACAAGCAGUUCCGCGACGCUGCCCUGGAGCUGUUGUCUUGCGGGCGCUACAUCCCCCGCGGGCCCGUCUCCUCCGGCCUGGCCAUGACGGCCGUGAACCGCAGGAACGCAGCGGAGCAUCCCAACAGAGGCGCCGGCAAGGGCACGCUCAACCGCGUGCUGCCUCUGUGA
Messenger RNA from Gadus chalcogrammus (walleye pollock), 1026 nucleotides. It is a transcript of the gene parietopsin, whose product is annotated as parietopsin. NCBI's taxonomy places the organism in Eukaryota, Metazoa, Chordata, Actinopteri, Gadiformes, Gadidae. Gene Ontology annotation, biological process: G protein-coupled receptor signaling pathway; visual perception. The record is from RefSeq and is a predicted model, not a curated record. Gene Ontology annotation, molecular function: G protein-coupled receptor activity. The coding region runs from base 1 to 1026 and encodes 341 amino acids. Gene Ontology annotation, cellular component: membrane; photoreceptor outer segment. The transcript has 4 exons.